Molecule: messenger RNA, 729 nt
Organism: Botrytis porri
Lineage: Eukaryota; Fungi; Ascomycota; Leotiomycetes; Helotiales; Sclerotiniaceae
Exons: 5
Coding region: 1-663 (220 amino acids)
Molecular function (GO): acyltransferase activity, transferring groups other than amino-acyl groups
Source: RefSeq, a predicted model, not a curated record
AUGAACUCAAACACCACCAAAAUCGAAUCUUUGCCCUGUAAUCCUUUGGAAAAACAACAAAAUCUUAAACUGGCCCCCCUGUCUACAACCGAACAUUUGGAUGAUUUUUGGGAAAUUUGGAGAGAGGAAAGGGGGCUUGUUUGGUCAACACAAGUCCCCAUGAAAACAAAAGAAGAUGCACUAGAGUUUUUGCAACAUAUUUUACCGAGGACGGAAGAGAAUCCGGGGGGGGAGGCGGAGGGAAUUGAUAAAUUUGCGAUUUUGCUUCAGGGCGAGGGGGAGGGUGACCGACCCAAAUGCGUAGGUUUCGUUGGCACCAACCGCCCAUCUCCCGAAGGUCUCGAAAUGGGAUACUGUGUGAAUCCCGAUUAUUAUGGUAAUGGAUAUGCUACGUGGGGAGUAACUGAGUUUUUGAAGAUUUAUUGGGGAAUGGAAGAGAGAUCCCAUAUCCCGCACCUCGUCGCAAAAAUUGAUCCGAGAAAUAAAGCAAGCGAGAGGACAAUAGCCAAAGUGGGAGCGAGAAAAAGUGAAGUUCUUAAAAAUUUUUACUCGAGAAGGAUAGAUGAGGGAAAGUUGAGUGAUGUCAGGUGUUGGUACUUGGAUAGACCUGGUGUCGGUGGGGAUGAGGAGGAAAAGGGAAAGGGAGAGGAGGAGGGGAAAUGAGUGGGAAGUUUAAGCUGUUAGGGAAAGGUAAUCUUGAAUUUGAUAUAACUUCGAUCGGCAAUGGAU